Messenger RNA from Neohortaea acidophila, 561 nucleotides. RefSeq lists its product as uncharacterized. The transcript has 3 exons. The record is from RefSeq and is a predicted model, not a curated record. NCBI's taxonomy places the organism in Eukaryota, Fungi, Ascomycota, Dothideomycetes, Mycosphaerellales, Teratosphaeriaceae. Bases 1 to 561 code for a protein of 186 amino acids.
AUGUCUCUCUUCAAGGCUGUCGCCGUGCUUGGUGCCAUCUCCGGCGCAAUGGCCCAGGCCCAAGGUCAAAUCCCCUGCACCGAUGCAUUUCGUUCCAAAGAAUUGAACGGCGUCGCGCCGGCAUUCAGCGAUCAGACUCCUGGCGCGACUGCGGCCUUUCUCCAGCAGCUUCCGUUGGCGCCGGAUGCCACAUUGACAUUGUACAUCAACGGAGCGCCUGGAAUAGAGGUCGCUCCGGACGCUGCUCUCGUUCGCGAUUUCGCCCUCGGUGUCCGACAGGUCUUCUAUUAUGUCUACCCAACGUCCGACCCACCGACAACCAACUACGCGAACGGCACGAGCCACACCGAGCUCGAGAUUGAAUUGGGCGCCCUGCACGACAUUGCCUUACCCGUCGAUAUCCAUGCCGGGAUGAAUUUCAACUACGAUACGAGCAACUGCCUGAUCAACAGCCUGCAAGGCUUCCUCACCAUUCCGAGCGAGGUCGACGGCCAGCCAGUGAGUGUCGCCCAGAUCACCGACGAUCUCUUGGCCGCAGGUUACGCAGGCAGCUUGUCGUGA